GUUACCAUGGAAAUCUUCUCGGCUGGACCAGGCUCGGUGGAGCGGGCUGAACCGGAGGAGUGUGUUUGGCAUGCCUGCGAUGGAGCAGCGUUCCGGCGCAGAAACUAUCGGAUGCUGAUUGUAAUUGGAGAGAUUUCCACAGAUCAUCACCUGGAAGCUGCCCGGAAACAGAUCAUACAAGGUUUGCUGUCGUGGAACGUUGAUCUGUCUGUUUGCAACCUGAAUGAGGAGCUGCAGCUGUUUAGGACCAGACACACCGCUCAGUUUUCUCCUCAAGUCAAAGGUCAGAGAACUCUUCAGUACCAGAGUGACGUCCUGCAGACGGUAGUGUUGGUGAACCCGUCAGAGGAGACGGUGUCUUCAGAGACCAGUUCUCUGAUCACUGACACUGCUGCCAAUAAGUUGCUCAUUCUGAGUGGCCAGAGCUCUGACCAGGGAGGUGACAUUCUUCUGCAAAGUGGAGCAUUCACUUGGCAACAUUUUUCUGAAAUCAUCUCAAACCCUCAAGUCAUUGAAGUCCUGUCCAGGGUCUCCUCAGAGCUGCUGUCCAGGCUUACUGUUUCCUGUCAGGGAGACCGGGGCUGGAGCUCCCUGGGCCAAAGCCAAAAGCAGCAGCCACCCCUUAAUAUUCUUGAAUAUUGCUUAAACCCGGAGCCCCACCUGGCCAACAUGGACGGAGUUACAGAGUUCACAGAGUAUGUCUCAGAAACAGUGGAUGUACCAUCACCCUUUGAGCUUCUGGAGCCACCGACCUCUGGUGGGUUUCUGAAGCUGUCCAAACCCUGCUGCUACAUAUUUCCCGGAGGCAGGGGGGACUCUGCUCUGUUCGCCGUCAAUGGAUUCAACAUUCUGGUAGACGGAGGGUCAGAGAGGAAGUCCUGCUUCUGGAAGCUAGUUCGACACCUUGACAGGAUCGAUUCUGUCCUGCUCACCCACAUUGGUGCAGACAACCUGCCUGGAAUAAAUGGAUUGUUCCAGAGAAAGAUUGCAGAGCAGGAGGAAGAGAAGAACCAAGGAUGUGGCUCCAGUAGUAAUGGUGACUGGAUGAAGAAUUUAAUCUCCCCUGAGCUUGGGAUUGUGUUUUUCAAUGUCCCAGAGAAGCUGAGGAUGCCAGAGUCUACACUGAAGGUAAAGCGGAGCAUUGAAGAGGCAUCUCUGACACUGCAGUACCUCAACAAGCUUGGCAUCACACCUGAGCCUCUUCACAGGGUCGUCAGCAACACCACCGAACCAAUAACGCUGUUCCACAAACUUGGUGUGGGAAGGUUGGACAUGUACGUCUUAAACCCUGUGAAGGAAAGCAAGGAGAUGCAGUUUCUGAUGCAAAAAUGGGCAGGGAAUAGUAAAGCCAAGACAGGAAUCAUGAUGCCAAACGGAAAGGAAGGAGAAAUAUCUGUCCCCUAUUUAACAUCAGUCACUGCUCUAAUCGUUUGGAUCCCACAUCAACCCACAGAAAAGAUAGUCCGCGUGCUGUUUCCUGGAAAUGCACCGCAAAAUAAAAUCUUUGAGGGCCUUGAAAAACUUAAACACUUGGACUUCCUGCGAUACCCUGUGGCCACUCAGAAAGACAUAUCAUCUGGCGCACCUCCUCCAAUCUUUAAGCAAACUAAGAUAAGGUCAAGAACAGACAGCAAAGAGAGUCUCAAAUCUUCUCCUAAACCCCAUGCUAAAGCUUCUAAGAAAGAGGCCAGUGGGCAGGAGGAAGAGUCAAAAAGUGAAGCCACUAAAGAGAAUAAAGCUGAGAAGAAAGAAGAGAAGAAACCCAAAAGUGACAGUUUAAAAGCCACCAAACAGCAGAAAAACAGUGAAGUGGCUCCUGGAGCUGAAAAGACAGCAAAAAAGAAAGUUUUCAAGGAAAAACCUUCAAAGCAAGAGAAAGCAUCUAAGAUGGGUGAAAAGCAAGACAAAGAGAAAAAAGAAACCAAGAAAGAAAAGGUAAAGAAAGAUGAGAAUAUAAGAAAGGAAGAGAAGAAGGAGAAUAAGGCAAAGGAAGACAAAAAGAAGGACCCAGCUAAACCGGAGCUGAGAAAAAUCACCAAGCCUGACUUAAAGCCACUCACCCCUGAAGUGAGAAAAACUCUACACAAGGCAAAGAGUCAGGCUAAACCUAAGGCUGACAAGAAUAAGGCCGUUAAAGAGGAAGCAAACAAGAAAAAGCCAGUUGCAAAAAUCAUCCCUGAAGAGAUUGCAGCGGCAGCUCUGGCUGACAGGUCCAUCAUGUCCUCACCUGAAGACCUCACUGAGGACUUUGAGGCUCUAAAACAAGAGGAGAUGUCCAAACAGAAGACUGGGUCUGUCCUGAAGGAAGCAAUGCCUGAGCUCCCAGUGCCCAUGGAUGCUAAAGUUUCUCCUCAGGGUUUACCUGAUGAGAAAAUAACAUCCUCAGCCACUAAGGUUAACCCUGCUGGAUCUAAAUCCCCUGUCACCCAAGAACACGACGAAGACAAACAGGUCACUGCUACUCAACAGAAAGUUGUGAGUCACAGCUUUGAUAAGAAGUAUGAGGAGGAGAAAAUGGAGAAAUAUGACUUCUUAAAAGAAAGCGUUACUGACAGAUCAAAGAAGAGUGAGAGCUCAGAGGAGGAAGGUGAUGUGAUUGAAAAAGCUGAACUAGAAGGAACAGAAGAUGAUGAGGUCUUGAAAUUUAAAAUAGAGGAGGAGAAAAAUAAGUGGGACACAAAUGCAACCAAGCAAAAAAGUACGACAGCCACAGCACCGCUACCAGUCUCUGCCUCUGAGCAGUUCUCCUUCAUCCAAGAUGAGACCAUCCCUGGUUACUCAGAGACAGAGCAGACGAUCUCUGAUGAGGAGAUUCACGAGGAAACUGAAGACAAGAUCCCACAACUGCGCUAUGAUGUGAGCUCCUAUGACAUUUCUGUUCCAGAUGUUCCCGGUACGUUUGAAUCCAUGCAGGGGAUUAAAGAGAUGAAGAGCUCUGUGGUUUCUAAUGUUCCAGAUGUCAAACCUAAAACUUUUGUGGGAAGUCAGGAGCCUGAGUUUGCGCCUUAUCCUUCCAUCAUCACUGCUCCUCUUGCAGAAGAGGAACAUAUCUCUUCUGCAACAUCUAUCACAGACUAUGACAGACUGUCAUCUUUUGCCACAUCUGUGGCUGAGGACCAAUCAAUUGCCUCGGGGACAGCAGCUCAGGCCGAAGACGCUGGGAGAAAUUCACUCUUGCUGGACACUGUCAACAGCGCUCCAUCACGUGCAGAGGCUGCCCAAGGAAAAGACUAUCUCCAUUCAGCAGGAACCAUCUCUCCUACCUCCUCCCUGGAGGAUGACAAGUGCUUUAAGUCUCCGUCCUCUGAUGAAUACCAGCCCAACAUUCCAGAGAUAGAGAGUGAUGCAAAGACCAAAACAGUCCAUGAAGAAGAAGAUGAUGAGGAAGAUGAAGAUGAAGACCAAACUCCAAAUGUUGAUAUCCCUCUGAGUAAACUUCAAGAGGGCUAUGAACAAGCUGCCUCCUUGAUGUACCAGGAGGAACAGAAAUCUCCCUCUACUGUCAUUCCCAUGCAGGCUGUCAAGGAAAACCAGACUCUCCUCAGCACACAAGUGUUUCAGUCUGCUGCUGAUGGAAAACCUGGAAUCUCACCCCCUCCAUCUUUCUCCCCUGGGCUAGAGUCCCGAUCCAGGCAGGACAGUGAAGAGAGAUGCUUUAGUCCUGAUGACAGCACCAUGAAACUGGCGUCACCCACACAGUCAGUACCCACAAGCAGUGGUUACUCUCCAACAGAAGAGAAAGCUUUUAAGACAGAAGAAAGAGAUGAAGGGCUGAGCGCCAUUAAAACUGACUUUCAGAAAACUGACCGAUCAGUCACCAUCUCAGACAAUACCUCCUUUAUUGGCUUGCCAGGUGACAAGACAACAUUUGAAGCUUCUGAGGAAUCGGAUGAGGGCAGUGAGGAUGACUAUUACACUAAAAAGGAGUUAAAGCCCACUUUAAAAGCUAAACUUAUGGAAGCAAAAGAAGGUUGCUUUUUAGAUGAGGACUUUACAUUCGAAGGAAAAUCUACAAAGACAGAAGCAGAAGCUCAGAGUUCAGACAAAAUGCAGGUGUCCUUCAGCACAAUGGAGAAACCCAAACCAAAAGUGAUGUUUUCUGAUGAUGAAGAAAAAGAUGAAGAUUUUCCAAGUGGGGUAGGAUCGAAACCCCUUUCAGAUGAAAAAGACAAAGCUGAGACAGCAGAUAUUACCAUUAGAGAGCCAGAGAAAAGUGUUAAUUUCAGUCUUUACGAAUACCCAGAGAAAGAGAGCAGAGAGAGGGCUGUCUACACAAGGCAGGACACACCAUACGUCCACGGCAAAACCUUCUCUUACGGUGAUAUUUAUAGCAGCAAAACUAGUUCAGAGGAGUCUGAUCUGUAUCGAGAGGAGUCUCCAGAUAAGGUAGAGCAAGAAGCUUCAAAGGGUGGUGCAGAUAUACACAAGCAUGAGCCUCCUUCACCAAACAAGGUGUUAGAAAAAGAAGGAGGAAACUACUCCUCCUCUUCAUGGCUUGAGUCCAAGGGUACAUCAGCCAUAGAUCAAUUUGAAAAAGAGGUUAAAGAAAAAGACAUAGUUGUUUUUAGUCAGACUAGUCGUUUCCCCUCAGUGGCUGACAGACCUGAAGCCUCAACCACAUGUUUGUCGUCAGAAAAGGACGAAACUCUCAGCACAAAGUCCCCAACGUUCCGCUCAAUCACACCCAGGGUUCCUUCUGCCUCAGGCUACAGCGAGAUAGGAGCAUGUCUAGAAAUCGACAUGCGAAAGCUAACGGCAAGAGAUGAGGAAGAUUAUGAUGACGAUGACGUUAUUGAUGAUGAUGAGGUAGAAGAUGAAGAGGAGGAUGAAGAUGACAUUGAUUCUGAUAUGGAAAAAGGUGCCAAAGAGAAAUCUGAAAAGGACGUUAAAAGUCCAGUAAGUCAAAUGUUAGGCUCCAACAGACCUGAGUUUAUGGUUUCUAUGGCGGGAUACGGUUACAAUAGUCAGGGAAAGCCGAGCAUCACAGAGAGCAGCUCAAGUUCAGUCCUAAAGGCUGAAGAUCAAGCCCAGGAUGACUCCUCUUGUGUCAGUGGAAAGCCAGUGGAUGUAGGGGCUACAGGUUUGUCCAGUUACUCUUCAGGUUUUGAAUACUCGUACAGAAGAGAUGAAAAAGAGUCGUUAUUGUCAAGUCACCCUGGAGACAAAGAGAAAGAAAAUUUCCCUUUAAAAUCAAGAGAGGACAGUUAUUACCAAAGCCAAAAAGAUGAUACUGAAUUUGAGAAACAGGAGACUCCAGAUAUUCUGAGUAAGAGCUCAUUGGAAACAAACUUUCAGUACACAACCACAGCUGCUGUCCCCGGCUACUCCUCUUCUUCAGCCUACAGCUACUCCUCCUCCACCUCAGGCUCCCUCUCCACCAGCCGACAGUUUGGAGAGGAGUUGGAGACACCUGCGUCCGCUGAGCCUCUCUUUGAGUAUUCCUCAUUUAAAGAUGAACACUCUCUUGUCGUGGAUUGUCCCUCCUCCAGCUCAGCUGGUGCCAAAGAUGACUAUCUUGAAGUUUCUGAGAAGCAAAUCACGGUAACAACCACGGUGGAGUCCAGAUCCAGUUUAGCUUGCUUCCCCCCCCCCAGUCCUUUUGAGGAGGUCAGAUCCUUCCCAACAGUCUCAUCGGCCACUGUUGCUCAAGAGAGUGAGGAACAUGCAGCUCCAUUAGGUGGAGUCAUUGAUAAAGGGCCUAAAUCUGAAUGCUUCUAUAAGCCAGAGUGGCCUGAAGAAACCAAGUUGGACACAGCUGCUCGGUUUGGGGCCUCUGCGGGUCCUUUUGCAGACUUCUCCAUGAAUAAAGAGGCUGCCAGUGCUGCUCUAUUUGGUGUCACUUCUUCUCCUCGGCCUGACAUUGAAGGCAAGCAUUACUUUGAGGAGACUGACAGCAGUGAAGAGGAGGAUGAGGAGGCAUAUAUGCGUGAAAUGAAUCGGAGGUCUCCUUCCAGCGGUCCUACUGGUAGCCUCCCAUUUUGUGACAUGCCAGUUGCUCCAGUCUUCAUUGAAAAGGCGAGUGAUGCACUUCCAGAUGUUCUUGGUUCUUACAUGGCAACACCUCUCCAGACGAGCAAGCCGGACACAACAAACGGCCCGACGGAUGUAAGCACAAGUAGCAGCAUUCCUGCCGGGGUAACGACAGCUGAAGCACCUUCAGGCGCAGCCAGAGUGGAGUCCAAAGAGGGAGCAGCAGGCUACAUCCGGAGUUCAUAUGAGUGGGAAAUGCCCAAGCCUCAAAUGGGAAUGGUGCCUGGAGACUCACCCCCUCAUUACCGUCAUGAUGACGAGUUUGAGGAGGAAUGUGAGAUGGAGCCGGAGCACCCCCCUCGCCCGCUUUCACUUGCUUCAACCGAUCAACCGUUCCACUCGCCAUUCUAUGCAGAAGAGUGCAGUCGGGGUGAGCAGGAUGAUGAUGACGAUGAUGACAGCGAUCAGGACUUACCUAUAGGAGCAACCUCUUCCUACACCAGCCGAACCUCUCCUGGAUACUCAUCCUCUGAAUUAAGGCAACGCAAAGAAGACCUGUCACCAUCCUUCAUCAACCCCUGCAUGAGGCGGCUUUCCAGUGAUGAGGAAGACAAGGAGGAAGGCCGCACCAGUGAUCAAUCACGGGAGGGGGAUGAACAUGACUUGUCAGUCAAGAGGAGGGCGCACAAACAGCCCCAUGUUUACCAGUCCCACAGCAGGGACAGCAGCUCUCUGCACCAGGUCGGUGCAGAGAUGUGUCUGGCUACAGAGGACACCCCACCCACCUCUGUCAGCGAGUCCCUACCCUCUCAGUCAGAGUCAGAUCUGCAUCCUGGCACUGAAGAGUACCCCUCAGUUACCGGUGAAGGCAACAUGGACUCAGACGAGGACGGAGAGUACAUGCCGAUUGAUAAAACUGCUACAGGGCGAGGUAGCCAUCAUUCUACUUCCAGGAGGCGUGACCCUCCUCCUGCUCCCCUCCUGGACCCUUGCCCUCAUCCUCCUCACCCAGAUGUCUGCAUGGUGGAUCCUGACUCUUUAGGUAAUGGCGCUCUGAAGAAAGAACCAAAAGCAAAAAGCCUGAAGAAGUCCUCGGGCAAAACAAAAUCAGCUUCUCCAGCCAGGCGCAAGAGGUCUCCCAUGCCUGUUAAACAAACGCCGUCACCUCGGAGUGCCUCACUGAAGAAAAAGGAUGCAGACAAGAGCUCACGCAUGUCUCGUCUGUCAGAUGGACAAGGCUCCAAAGACGAUGACCUCUCCAGAUCAAGCUAUAACCCCGGCAAAGGGCUGACAAAUGGUGUCAAAACCAGCUCAGGUUCCCAGAAAUCCGGCCCAGCAGCCGCUCCAGGCCUUCCCAUUUUUGUGGAUCUGGCCUACAUUCCCAACCACUGCAGUGCUAAGAACGUGGACCAAGAGUUUUUCAAACGCAUUCGCUCUGCAUACUACGUAGUGAGCGGAAAUGACGCCGCAGGAGGCGAACCUAGCCGAGCAGUCCUUGAUGCUUUGUUGGAUGCCAAAGCUCAGUGGGGAUCAAACCUACAGGUGACGCUGAUCCCCACCCACGACACAGAGGUGACCCGCGACUGGUACCAGCAGACCCAUGAAAGGCAGCAGGAGCUCAACAUCAUGGUCUUGGCUUCCAGCAGCACAGUCGUCAUGCAAGACGAGUCUUUUCCAGCCUGCAAGAUCGAGUUUUAAGAUCGCCGUCGCCUCUCCUUUCUCCAUCCUUCUAACCUCUCUGCUGUAGAUUUUUUCUCUUUCUGUACCCCGAUGUGUCUCUGCUCUGGCCAUUAAUAUUCAUAGCAAAGCAAAGACAGAUCUGGAGAUCUCUUUUAGUGUUUUUGUUGGUUCUAAGCGUGGUGUGGCUAUCAUCAUUGGUACACAAAGGUACGUUUCAGCUAGUCUUCAUCCUUCUUUGGAAUAAUAAUAAUUAUUAAUAUCUCUCCUGUGACAUAGCCCUGAACCUUUUCACAUUUAGUUAAUUUACAACCACAAACUUCCAUGUGUUUUAUAGCGGCUGAAAUAUUUGCCUGGUUUUCUUUGCAAAAUAACCCAAACUCAGUCAGAUAGGAUUGAGAGUGUCUUAACUUAUAGGUCUUGACACAGAUUCUCAGUUGGAUUUACAUCUGAACUUUGACUAGGCCAGUCAAACAGAGCAAUGUGCUUUGAUCUAAACAUUGACUUGUAACUCUGGCUGUAUGUUGAAGGUUGUGGUCCUGCUGGAAGGUGCACCUCGCUCCAGUCUCAGGAACUUUGCAGCCUCCAACAGGUUUUCCUCCUCUUCUAUUUAACUCCAUCCAUCUUCCAAAUAACUGACAAGCUUCACUGUCCCUGCUAAAGAAAAGCACCCCAGAGCAUGAUCCUGCCACCACCAUUUUAGCUGAUUUUUAGAGUAACCGGUUGCACUGGAUUUAAUUUAGGUUCAUCAGAGUACAGGAGGCUGAAUAAAAAUGCACUUCACAUAUCCAAGUUUUAUUUGUAAAGAAUUUUAAAAUCCAUCUAACAAUUUUACUUUACAAAUAUACACUACUUUGUCAUAAUCUAUCACAUAAACUCCAAAUAAAAUACAUUCAGGUUUGUGGUUUCAACAUGACAAAGUGUGGGAAAUUUCAAGGGAUAUGAAUACUUUUGAUAGGCAUUGUAUCAGUUUGGGUCAUGAAAGAGGAUGUUUCUUUCUGCUCCUCUCAGCAGAAGCACAAUCCUGAAAAAAUGAAAGCAGCAGUUCUCAAAUGUUUAAGCUUCAAAUCGACAAAACAGCUGCGUCACAGUUAGGACCCAACUUUUUCUGGCUGAAGAAUACAAACAUUGAUGAUUGAUUAUUGGUCAAUAAAAACACCACAAAUAUCAAUCCACCAAUUUCCAUGCCUCAAUGUCAGAUCCAGAGGUCUUUAAAUCCAGAAAUAACAAAAGACUCCAGUCAUUAAGCUCAUCAUAAAAAAUCUGGACAAAGUUUUCCUCAUUUCUUUUGCUCUUUUCUCUGGUAAAACAGUGACAGUGUUUAGUUUUCGACAUAUGGAGAUAGAAGCAUAGAAAAGUAGAUCCCAGCGCUCCCUUUAGAGUAUAUUUGUUGUAGCAAUGGGGACAUAAUAAUCAAAACCCUGUAUUGUAGUGAGUUCUAAUAUUUCUACUGUUCUCUCAAACAAGUAAGACCUUCCUGGUGGCUGUUUUCUCACAGUGAAGCUCUCUAUAACCAUUCCUGUGGUCUAUGAUGUAGUUUUCCAGUUAACAGAUCAUCCCAGAGAUCAUGCAGAGAGCUCAUCAGAAGAACAUCAUUCAGUUGCAGAAGGAAGAAUGUACUCUGCUACAACAAGACUAUGGUUGUGAGCUUUGAUUGUGUUAAAGAAGACCAUGGCUGUUUUGGUUGAUGAGAGAUCGUCGCCCCACAUGUGCCUUUCUGUCCUGCUGUCCUAGAAAGGAAAAAUGAGUCGAAUGCAGGGCAGCAGAGACUCAAUAGGAUGUACUCCUUCGCUGCCUGUUGGGGUCAGAGAUGUAUGAAGCGAGAGUUAAACGGCACUUUUAAAGCACCAACUCAGUGUUUCAGCUGCCACUUAAAGAAGCACAAAGCUCACCAGUGAACAAAGUUUAAAUCUGUUUUUCAUUUUUCAGAUUUAGCAACAUACUUUUGACCUGAAAACAUGCACUAAUCCUCUUGAUUUACUUAACAAACUUUUAGACUUCAUUACAUUUGAAUCCUAAACAAACACCAACAUCCUAACAAAUCUGAGGACCAACAAAUCUAUAGUUUUAACUCCCACUAAAACUCUUUCAUUUAAUCUCAGCUCAUCUACUGCAUGCAAAGAAAGGCGAGGGCCUUUAAAAACGCAGCCUGCAUGGGGCAGAACCCGGUCGGCCUGAAUGUGAAGAUGCAAAUCAUACCUUUACGUUCUCAGCAGAGGACUUUGAUCUUCUGGUUGCCUUGGUUACAAUGCAUCACAUGACACACACCAUGCAACUGGCCAUCUGUGAGCCUACAGUGUGAUCGGUAUUAAGAUUUAUGCUUUCUGCUCAGAUAAAAAGGGUAAAAGUUCACUGUACCUCACUGUGCUGCCCGCUCAGUCUGCAGUCCUGGUUAACAUUGUAAAACAACUCACUCAAAGCCCAAACUGCCAGACAUGAGAUGCUCUCUUCACUCAUGUAAACACAUUUGAUCUGUUAUUCAGUUAUCUGCAGCCCCACGCACCUGACUGCUUCAUUUAAAACCAUGCAUCUGAAAUAAAUAAACCUUUGUUACACAACCCAUCCAAGCCCAGCUUGUUCGUGCAUGCGUACCUUUUGAGUUCGUCUGUAUUAACAUGAAACUGACUCAUUAUGGAAAAGCUACUUUAGACGAUGUUGUUUUGAGAAGCAGGAACUGUUCAGUUUGGAAGAGGCACAUGUAACAUGGCUUUAUUGUGCAGUAAAGAAAGCCCAUUGAGGAUUUUUUCCUCCUCCCUGCUUCAUAGUUUUUCCUUCAUCUCUUAAUUUAAGUGCAAUAUUCUCUUUAUCUCUAUUUAAAUGCUUAUAAAAAGUUAAAUUGAAUUCAGAUUUGAUGUUGGAAGGCAAAAAAGUGUGUUGAAGACCAAUAAAAGUCAUUUAUGAAAGAAA
Messenger RNA from Girardinichthys multiradiatus, 10554 nucleotides. It is a transcript of the gene map1aa, whose product is annotated as microtubule-associated protein 1Aa. Gene Ontology annotation, cellular component: neuronal cell body; synapse; cytosol. Bases 7 to 7668 code for a protein of 2553 amino acids. The record is from RefSeq and is a predicted model, not a curated record. Lineage: Eukaryota; Metazoa; Chordata; Actinopteri; Cyprinodontiformes; Goodeidae. Gene Ontology annotation, molecular function: actin binding; microtubule binding. Gene Ontology annotation, biological process: regulation of microtubule depolymerization; axonogenesis; dendrite development. The transcript has 7 exons.